This is a messenger RNA of Hyaloscypha bicolor E, 742 nucleotides long. RefSeq lists its product as uncharacterized. The transcript has a single exon. The record is from RefSeq and is a predicted model, not a curated record. Gene Ontology annotation, molecular function: protein binding. Bases 176 to 529 code for a protein of 117 amino acids. NCBI's taxonomy places the organism in Eukaryota, Fungi, Ascomycota, Leotiomycetes, Helotiales, Hyaloscyphaceae.
CCUGCCUACAAUGCAUUCGCGAAGUGCCGAAUUGGGUCAUCUUAUUACUCCGCUGUACUUUGCGUCCUGCUUCGUGCGGGUGGGGGUGCCGGAUGACGACAAAGAGUUUAAUAAUGCUGAGAAAGUAUUGACGAAAAUUGCGUCUCGGGCAACGGCUAUGAUGAAUCUAUGAACCAUGACGAUUAUGAAGCUCCUCAUAACCAGAUGCACGUACCUCGACAACAGAGAUGCGAAGGUCAAAACUGCUCUGCAUUGGGUUGUACAUGGUGGUUGUGUUGAUGUUCAGGAGCUGCUCAGGAAUGGAGCGAGUGUGAAGGUGAGGAAUAAGAAAAGACGGAUGCCAUUGCCUGCUGCGGUUAUGGGAGAUAUGAUUGAUGAUAUGAAGAAAAAGGAAGCAAUUGUGAAGAUGCUGUUGAAGUAUGGGGUGGACCCUAAGACGAAGGAUGGGAAGGGCAAAGCACUUUUGCAAAGGAUGUCAUUGGGAGGCCUGGGUGGGAUUGGGAGAGUGUUUGCGGAAGCCAAAGGCUAGGGCUUAAUUUCCUCGGCACGCUCUGUUCCAUCAUUUCAUUUGGAUGUUGAAAUUGAGGAUACAGACCCACUUGGGCGUAAAGCAAUCUUCUCAGUCAGGCGAUGAUAAUACAUGAUAUUCAAUGUGCUCCCAUUACGGCUUGGGGAGAUUGUGCGUUACGCCACCGUAUGCUUCGAGUGAGCCACAGGCCAAGUUCAGGGGAACAAUCACACA